AUGUCUUCCCAAAUCCUUCCGAGGCUUAGGCUAGUCCACUUUAGCGACGUUUACGAACUCAAAAACCUAUCCAAAUUGCAAACAUUCCUUAGCCAGCUUUCUCCACCGCCGGUCGCGCUUGUGUUGGGUGGAGAUUUUCUGUCGCCGUCGACCCUUUCCGCUCUUGAUGGUGGGAAAGGUAUAUUGACUCUCAUGGUUUUGGGCUCUGCAGGAAUGGUCUCUACAUUACGAGCGUUAGGUGUCACACACGCCACUGUCGGGAAUCAUGAAGCCGACUUGAAGGUUUCCACACUAGAGAAACGGCUUCGAAAGCUAGCCAAAGGAGCCAAACUGAUCAAUAGCAAUAUUAAAGAUGUUCCAGAUGCUCCCUGGUUUAAAGAAGUGUUCCAUCCUUGGAGUGUUUUGCAAACACCGUGCCGUAAGGUUACCGUUGCCAUGGGUGGGUUUCUAUCUGACGAGGAGGGAGUUUUUCGGGAUAAUACUUUCAAAGGUGCACAUAUUGGUGAUGUCACAAAAGCGUUCGACCGCGUGUACCGUGAAAGUGUCCUGAAUGGGCCUGCCGAUGUGUUUCUACCCGUCACGCACCAAACAAUAUAUCGCGACACGUUGUUCGCCAAACACGUCUUGCAGACGCAGCCAGGUCUUACGCUCGUAUUGGGAGGCCACGAACAUUCUCACUACGAUUUGAUUGUAAAAUCAGACAACGAGCUGUUCCCCGAUCGAAGCGCUCGAAUUCUCAAGGGUGAUUCCGAUGCUACCAGUGUGAAUUUGGUUGAUUUGACGUUUGAUAUCGUAAACGAUCAGUUCCAGACCGUCGAGAUCGAUGCCUCUUUAAUUGACAUAACAGCAUAUGAGCCAUCAAAAGUUGUGCAAAGCAUUGUCGAUUCCCACAUGUCUUUAUUGGAUAGUUUGGAUCACGAAACCAUCGUGAACGCGGACAAUUUAUUGCCACCCGGUACACCGUUGAGUUCGGAACGUACCAGAUACAGCCAGACCACCGUUGGAAGUGUACUGUGUCAGGCAAUAAAAGAGGAGCUAGAAGUGGACGUGGCUGUAAUAAAUGGUGCCACCAUUAAAGGAAACAAAAGGUACGAGGGGUCUGUAAUGAGCUAUGCGCAGCUUAAAGAGGAGCUACCUUUUCCUACCAAAAUGGUAGUAGUUCCCAUGAAACGAUGGGAGCUCCAGCAAGCCAUUUACUAUUCUCGCACAAACCCUCCUUCAUCAAACGAUAUCGAAGAGCCGGAACGGAAGGGAUUUUUGCAGGUGGAUGUGGAUUUCGACCGGCUUGGGUCACAUACAGGAGGACAGGAAGACGAACUUCUUGUCGCUCUCCCGCGCAAUCUACUAAAAGGCUUUUGCAAGAUUUUACCGCUCAUGGACAUUGGUGAUCGCCUAGAAAAGGUGGGAAGCUUAGAUUUGGAAAACCACAACUUUGUACCAGCUAUUGAUCUUGUGGUACGACACUUCUGCAAGGAACAAUGGUACGAGCUGGUACACGACAAUACCUUUGAGAGCUUGGAUAGAGGAGACAAAGGAUUCUUGUCACGAGAAGAUGUGAAAACUAUGAUGCACAAAGCCUUGGGUCAUGAACCUGCGGCCUUUCUGGUAGACGAUAUGAUAUCGUCUAUCGACGCAGACAACAACGGUGUGAUUGAUCCCGGCGAGUUCAGUCACCUGCUGGCACAGAUGGAACGGGAUCAUGGUAUGAUAAAGUUUGACUAGCGCAGACAGUUUUGAUUGAUU
Molecule: messenger RNA, 1743 nt
Organism: Phaeodactylum tricornutum CCAP 1055/1
Lineage: Eukaryota; Bacillariophyta; Bacillariophyceae; Surirellales; Neidiaceae
Exons: 2
Coding region: 1-1722 (573 amino acids)
Biological process (GO): nucleotide catabolic process
Molecular function (GO): hydrolase activity; calcium ion binding
Source: RefSeq, a predicted model, not a curated record